Molecule: messenger RNA, 1554 nt
Organism: Funneliformis mosseae
Lineage: Eukaryota; Fungi; Glomeromycota; Glomeromycetes; Glomerales; Glomeraceae
Source: the annotation of a GenBank genome assembly
AUGGAAGAAGAUUUGGAAUCACUUAAACGAAAAAUUAAAGAAAAAGGUGAUACUGUCCGAGCUUUGAAAGCACAAAAGGCUGAUAAAUCUUUUGUGGAUGUAGAGGUUGCUGCUUUAUUGAAACUUAAAAACCAAUUGACUUGUAUCACUGGGGAAGACGGUAGUAGCAAGAGUAAAACUAAACUCACGCUAAAAACACCAAAGGGAACGCGUGACUAUAAUGAAAAAGAAAUGGCCAUUCGUGAAAAGGUCUUUUCGACUAUUAUUUCUGUAUUUAAAAGACAUGGUGGUGUCACUAUAGAUACUCCAGUAUUUGAAUUGAAAGAAAUUCUUGCUGGAAAAUAUGGAGAAGAAAGCAAACUCAUUUAUGAUCUUGAAGAUCAAGGUGGUGAGAAAUGUUCAUUAAGAUAUGAUCUGACUGUGCCAUUUGCGAGAUUUUUGGCUAUGAAUGGAACGCAAUAUCAAAAUAUCAAGCGGUAUCAAAUUGCUAAAGAUUUUGAUGUUGCCGGCUCUUACGAUCCUAUGGUACCUGAUUCCGAGGUUAUCAAAAUUAUGUGCGAAUGUUUGACCGAACUUGAAAUUGGAACAUUUAUCAUAAAGAUUAACCACCGUAAAAUUUUGGAUGGAAUCUUUGAAGUAUGUGGUGUACCAGAGGAAAAGAUCAGACCCAUAUCUUCAGCUGUUGAUAAAUUAGACAAGACACCUUGGGAAGAUGUCAGAAAGGAAAUGACAGAGGAGAAAGGUUUAGAUCCUAUCGUUGCUGAUCAUAUAGGAGAAUACGUUAAAUUUAAAGGUGGUAAAGAAUUAUUGGAAAGAUUGUUCCAAGAUCAAAAAUUACUCGCUAAUGCAAAUGCUAAAGCCGGUUUGAAUGAAAUGAUCCUCCUUUUCCAAUAUUUAGAAGUUUUUGGAGUUCUGGACAAGAUUUCAUUUGACCUUAGUCUUGCUAGAGGUUUAGAUUAUUAUACGGGAAUUAUUUACGAAGCCGUCACUGAACUUUCCGGUCCUCCAACGCUCGAGGAUGGCACCAAGGUUAAGAGAAAAACAAAGAAAGGCACAGACGAGUUUGAUGAAACAACUGUUGGUGUAGGAUCUAUUGCAGCGGGAGGUCGUUAUGAUAAUCUUGUUGGCAUGUUCGCGAAUAGUAAAAAAGGCAAUAUUCCUUGUGUUGGAGUUUCCAUUGGUGUAGAACGAGUGUUUUCUAUUUUAUUACAAAAAUAUCAACUUGAACAAGUUAAAUCAAAUGAGGUGGAGGUUUAUGUUAUAGCAGUGGCUGAUGGUUUAUUAGAAGAUCGUAUGAAAAUAUGUGCCGAGUUAUGGAAUGCUGGCAUAAAGGCUGAAUUUAUGUAUAAAAUAAAACCAAAAUUACAACCUCAAUUUUCGGUGUGUGACCGUGAUCAAAUUCCAUUCGCUGUAAUUAUCGGAAAAGAUGAAUUAAAUUGCGGUCAAGUUAAAAUUAAAGACAUGAGAUCUAAAGAACAAGGUGGAGGUGCGGGUACUUCUGUAAAAAGAAGUGAUAUGAUCGCGGAAUUAAAAAAUCGAUUAGGAAAAUUAUAG